Messenger RNA from Cutaneotrichosporon oleaginosum, 2221 nucleotides. RefSeq lists its product as uncharacterized. The record is from RefSeq and is a predicted model, not a curated record. NCBI's taxonomy places the organism in Eukaryota, Fungi, Basidiomycota, Tremellomycetes, Trichosporonales, Trichosporonaceae. Gene Ontology annotation, cellular component: Golgi membrane. Gene Ontology annotation, biological process: vesicle-mediated transport; intracellular protein transport.
CCAUCUCCCCCUGCUCGUCAACAUCCACCACUCCCCUCGCGCUCCGGCGCUCCUCAGCAAGAUGGACGUCCUCAAAGCAGUUCAGACCUACGUGACCAAGAUGAUCACCGAGGUGCCCGGGAUGAAAGUCCUCCUCCUCGACGCGCACACCACACCCAUUGUGUCGCUUGUCACGACCCAGUCUGAGCUCCUCGCGCACGAGGUUUACCUGACGGACAGGAUAGACAACAACGCGCGCGAGGCACUCAGCCACCUCUCAUGUAUUGCCUUCCUCUCUCCCUCACACGCUAGCAUCGAGCUUGUGAAGCAGGAGCUCGCGCGACCGCGAUACGGCUCCUACUGGCUCUUCUUCUCGAACGCGUUGACGAAGAGCCAGAUCGAAGAGAUGGCGACGGUCGACGAGUUCGAGGUCGUCAAGGAAGUCCAGGAAUACUUCGCCGACUAUUUGGCCCAGUACCCGUCAUUGUUCACUUUGACGCAGGCUGCUCUCGCUGACGGCGGCGAUGGGCCACCCAACCCGCCAAUCUACCUUCCCUCCCCAGACGACAUACCACCGCCUGUGCUGGACAACCAUACGCGUGCGAUCGUCGCCGUGCUGCUGAGCAUUAAGAAGCGGCCAGUAAUUCGGUGGGAGCGCAUGUCGCAGGCCGGGCGCAAGCUCGCCGCCGACGUGCACGCGGCCAUCAGCCAUCAACCGUAUCGAGACUUGUUCGACUUUAGGUCUACGGCCGGACCGGCGCCCCUUCUCCUCAUUCUCGACAGGCGAAAUGACCCCGUCACUCCCCUCCUCUCGCAGUGGACAUACGAGGCGAUGGUGCAUGAGCUUGUAGGCAUCCACAAUGGCCGUGUGCACAUCGACAGCGAAGAGCGCGCCGAGCUGCGCGACCUCGUGCUGUCCACGUCGUCGGAUCCGUUCUUCGAGAAGAACCUCUUUUCGAAUUUCGGUGAUCUUGGUGCUGCCGUGUCGCAGUACGUCACGGACUACUCGGCGCGCUCCUCGUCGUUAGGCGCAGGCGCGGCCUCCAGCAGUAGCCGCAUCGAGACGGUGGCCGACAUGAAGCGCUUCGUCGAGGAGUACCCCGAGUUCCGACGACUGGGAGGCAACGUGACGAAGCACGUCACGCUCGUCGGCGAACUGUCGCGCAUCAUUGAGCGCGACGACCUUCUAGCUGUCUCGGAGGUGGAGCAAUCUCUCGCGUCGCAGGAAUCGCACGCGAGCGACGUGCGCGCAGUGCAGCAGAUAAUCGCGUCUCCAAAGGUGCCGGCGCAGAACAAGCUGCGCGUCGCGAUCCUGUACGCAUUGCGAUACCAGAAGUUCCACGGGAACCAGAUUUCGGCUGUCGUGGACGCGCUGAUCGCGGCUGGCGUGGGCGCGGACAAGGCGCGCCUCGUGUACGUCAUGCUGAACUUCGCCGGCGCAGAUGUGCGGCAGGACGACUUGUUCAUGAAUGACAACCUGUUCUCGCGCGGCAAGAGCGCGCUGAAGGGUCUUAAGGGUGUCGAGAAUGUUUACACCCAGCACACGCCACACCUCAUGGAGACGCUCGACUUGCUCUUCAAGGGGCGGCUGACGGAGCGUUCAUAUCCGUUCAUGGAGGGCGACGAGGGGGCACGGGCCCAGCGGCCACAGGACGUCAUCGUCUUCAUUCUUGGCGGGACGACCUACGAGGAGAGCCGCUCGAUCGCGCUGUUGAACCAACGAUUGGCAGGGAGCGAGGGGGGACCGGGCGGCACGCGGGUCCUGCUGGGCGGGAGUUGCGUGCAUAACUCUUCGAGCUUCCUGAAUAUGGUCAUGGCUGCUGCUGAGACCUGGCCUGACAGCAUCUACGGCCCACCACCCAACAUCGCCCUCUCGUCAGGCGCACCGAGCCUCCACCCCUCCCCUGCUCCCGGCCCUGGGGGGCCCAGCAUCAACCUCCGCGCGGGCGGGUAUGAGCUGAAUGUCGGAGGUUCUGGCGGAUCAGGGCUGUUCCGAAGCGCACAAGGCUCCGACGUCGCGGCCAACGUCCAGCUCGGUGGAGGAUUGCAGCAGGUUGGCGAGGGGAUCCGAGACGGCGCUGGGCGACUGUGGGGCAAUGUCCGCCAGCGGAUGGAGGAGCGAGCAAGUAGAAGCGGUACGCCGCCAGCUCGGUAGAAGUUCAUCAUGCAUCAACCUUAGAGCAUCUGCACCUCGUCAUUUACUCAUUACCCAGAAUGUGAUGCAUCUAAAUACAAACAAAGU